AUCGACAGAUAAAUUUGAACUAUAAUAAUUCUUUCAUACAAAAACAAAACGCAGCCACCUGUAAUACGAUAUCCAUAUAAACACUGACUUCGCAGAUACACGACUUCCUCGACUUCGCAACCGGCUGAAUUCGUGUCAAGUGUCAACUUGCAAGGCAGUUUCUACCUCGGCACUACAUUUCAGGUCUUCGUCGUUGAAAGGAAAUUAUUAUUAACGCGGAAGUCAGCCCUCCAGUUAGCCUUCAACAAAUAACAGUUUCAACCUUGAACACACAAAGAACUCAAAUGCGAAUGUGUAGUAGGACGUAAAAUAACGAGAAGAGUUUGAAUGUUUUGCUGCAAUAUUUCAAGGAGAGAACACAAAGAUAUAUUGUCAUUAAUGUUUUAAAGAUUUUUAAUCGAAGGUUUCACAAUGGUUGAUGUUUCGAAGCGUCUCAGUGGGUCGCCAACAGUACGUAUAUAAUCUUAAUAUUAAUUUAGUUUAUGGUAAAAUUUCCUUAGUAAAGUAAGUCUUAGGCAAAAUUAAAACCUGGUCAGGUUACUCAGAUAUUCGUCUGCUUAUUCUGUUUAAGACAUAUUGGUCGGCUAUGUUCUAUGACUCUCUAAUUUGUCUUCUACUAUAUACACCGUAAUAUUUGGCAGUGUGCUUUGUUUUGUAACUACGUGUAUUGUUUCCCAUGCGUCGUAUCAACUAAAUAUGAUAAUAGAAACGUAUUCAUUCUCACAUCUAUAUAAAGACAUGAUAGGAUAUACAACAUAUAAGAGAUUCAACAAUUAUUACGGCAAGAUUUUAUUUUCUCUUGAAAAAUAUUUCGAUAUGCAUCGCAUACCAGGAAAUAUGGGCUAAAAAUUUAUUCAUUUUAGUAAAGAAAUUCUUUCAUUUUCUUUCAUGGCUUUAUGCCUUUAUUCUCUUUAUUUGCUAGUCUUCGUUAUGAAGACAUGACGUGGUCGGAUUAGAUACGAGAUAUCAGUGAAUAUAUUACAAAUCUUUUGACAAACAAAUCAUUAGGAAUUAGCGAGCUAAAACAACUUUGCAACGAGCUUAGAUAUUACUAAUGCAUUCAGUUGACAUUUCAAAAUUUUAGUUCCAACAAAUCAUUUUAAUAGAAAGGAAUACAAUUAGGAGUUAUUGUUGAAAAUCACACGAGAAUCGCUUGAUUUAUAAUGAAGAUAGCAAAUUAAUUCCUUAUAGGCACAGCCAAUACGUAAUUAUGACAGAAGUGCAGGGCGCGUUGCAUGACUUAAAUCUUCACUAUUUUCACUAUUCAAAUAUUAUUUCAAAAUCAAAUAAGUGGCACAAAAUGACAAAAUAUACGGAAUUUACAAAGUCGGCUGUGUUUCAUAAAUCGCACACGUAAUUUGAAUUUCAGAAAUUACUUAAAUCGUUUCGUACAAAUUAAGAUUCAGCGCCUAUUGUAUUCUGCUGAAACAAUAUACUGACUAUACACUGUAUCAAUAAAUAUACAGUACCGCUUUCCGUAAUGUACAAGGAUCACAAUUUUUUUCAAAUUUAUAACGCCCAGAACUUUAGCGCAUUAUGUUGGAACGAGUUUCAGCUUUGGAUUUAUAGGAUUAACGCUUUAAAUUCUAUAGCUGCAUGUUGAAAGGAAAAUAUUUUAAUUAUUUCGUGUAUUGUAAGGUCAAUAAUUUAUUAAAUAUUACAAAACAAAUACAGACGGCACUUCAUACUUCACAACAGCUAUUUAACAUAAUACAAUAUGUUGAACAAAGGGCUUAAGAACCAUUACACUUGUCAACUGAGGAUUUUAAACUCAGUCAGUAAAGUUAUAAAAACCGGUUGAUUUUUCCGUGAUCUAACAAGGAUUUUACGAAGCAAUUUACUUAGAGUCUCAAUAGGUUUAAUACAUUCAAUUCAAACCAUUCAUUUAUCUAUUUAUUCAAGCAUGAAGUGGUCACAGGAUAUUACAUGGCCAUUCCUGUUGCACAAAGCAAUUCACCUUUACUGCUUUAGGAAUUUGUUUCGCAAAUCCAAUCGUGAAGCGAGACAGCGAGGAGGUUAGGUACUAACUUUCAGUCGAAAGCCCUUUCGAAAUGUCGGAGAUUUUUUUCCCUCCAUUUUCUUCUACUAACUAUACAUCCAUAAUUCAUAAAGAAGACAGUUUUCUAUUAUUUAGGCUGUUUACUUUCCUUCAGUAAACCACAGAUGCAGUAAACAAGUCAAUUCUGCCUUAUUUAAGAAAAGGUAGUUAAUAAGACCAGGCCCUCUAACCAGCCUUCAUCAAUGCUCAAAGCAAUCAACUCUAAGUAAAUUUAAGUAUAUAAUUGUUUUGACACCAAGGAUUUCAUUCCCAAUCUGCAUGCGAGAUUAGGCCCAUGCAUUGGUGGUUAUUAUAAUCAAUGAUAACACAGAUGGAUUGAGCUUGUAUUGAUAAUGAAAACUUCACUUCCACGAUCACAGUUAUUGAUCGGUUUCUUUAUUUGAUAUCCAAACAUCAAGCAGGCAUUUCAUGUUGUGAAUGAAUUACCUUGCUAUUGACAAUCCAAAGUUCACAGAACCAAAUGAAUUCCAAGUCUUAACUUGCUGUGCUGGUAUUGACUCUUAUACCUAGAGCCAAACCAGUCGUCCUUGUGGUCAAGUUCACUGUGACAUAUGAACAGCCAAUAUUUUAAUUAUCAUAUUAACUAUCACAUAUGAACAGCCAAUAAUAAUUAUCAUAUCUUUUUUUCAAGUUUUUCGAUUUGAUCACGCCUAUCACAAUCAUGUCAGAGUAUAGCAUCAAGUCAAUAACAAUUCCUUCUAGAUCUCUCUUGCUUAUUGUAUGCAAAUCAUCAAGACAUGCAUGGAUGGUCCCAAAUCCACUCGAGAACUCAAAAGAAUCAAAAGCGAAACACAAUGGAAUGUAAACUUGGACAAUUAUUCGUUCUACAUGCGAAUCAGUAUGUUUUUGCAACGCAAAUUAACGGCUUAUUGCAAUGCAACACGCGCUUAAUAAGUACACAUUUUCUUUUCCAUCGAGCUAAGUCCUUGUGCGCAUAAUACAUGUACACACAAUCGGCCGUUUCACCUUAGAUCUCGGAUAUGAAAACUCCAUCUUUGGGCAAGUAUAUCGGCCUGAAUUCUUUGCAUCUUCUUUGCAUUGUUGGACGCACACAGAUCUUGCAAAGAAGGUUCUCACGCGCACAAUUGCAGCAGUGUCGACGUUGAAGUUGUUAUCUUAAUCAUAACGGCACCGUGUCUAAGCUGUUUCAUUGUCAAACUCUGUCGUCUUGGCGGCAGUUAUAUUGGUUCAUCCAUUAUGGCAAAUGUCCGCAUCGUUACUAUAUUCCAUAUACGUCAGAAGGUCACUCAAGUACAGUUUGAGUUCUUAAAAGAGAAACAAAGUUUCAACAAUGCGUAGUUGACACUAAUAUCCAUUCUCCAUUGCUGUAGAUUCAACCAAAACCGCGCAAAAUUUCGAAGAAAUGGGUGUCACAACCAAAUCUUCUAGGGUAAGUGAUCAUGUACGAUUAACCGAUAUUCAGGAUCACGAUAAACAGAUUGUAUUCGCAUGAUAUACUAACAUCAACCCGUCAGCACUCAGGACUUCCUUGAAUUAAUAUUUCCUGCAUUACCACAACGCUACAAAAGAAUAAUUGUGAUAUCUUAACUGGACUUUUGCUAUACAACCAAGCUCGGUGUAAGAAAGGCACUUGUGAUAAUUUAUUAAAUACUAGGUUCUCUGAGUUACUCUCCUUGCUAAUUUGUACGAUGUAAUAUAACGAAAACACGGUCACAAUAUGUUUUGCUUUUGUUUUUCACCUGUCCCCAUCAUUGUUUAUAUCAUGAAUCCAAACUUUUUACUCCUGUUCAGUGUAGUGCUGAAACGUUGAAUAUAACAAGUGUUUUAUUGUCUUGUUCUGUUCUUAAUGCAGAGGUCAUAUGUCUUGUACAUGUACUAAAUCUAAGAACGUCUCCGACUAUAUGAAGCAUUAUUUGAAGUGACAUGCUCUGAGAAUCGGCUAGCGAGCUUCUAAGUCCGCUUGUAAGAAAUCCAGGAUGGCCAAAGAUUACAAUUGUUUGUAAAUGUAAUGUUUCGCGUUGAUUCAUCAUUUCCAUGGUAAAAUAGAGCUUCGCGUUGGUUCUGUACGACGUAAAGCAUUUUGUGUUCAAGCGAAUAUCCAGCUAUAUCAUGACGUCAUAAGGCGCUCUGCAAGUGAAGUGGUCCGAUCACUCGGCUAGAGACUCGUCAACCGUUGCUAGGUGACGGUAACGGUGUCUUAAAAUGAUGGUCUUUUCGAAGAUCCGUGUGUAUAAAUCAAUCAGACGACAGGCUUGAUGUUAAAUAUUGAUUAUUUUGUUUAGAGAUGAUGUUGCGUGGAUAAAAGAGAGAGAAAACAUGGAGGAAGAAGGAGUGUCAUUUACUGAAGAAGGUACUUAGAACUUGAAAUAAUAGAUAGUAGUGAGGAAGUGUGCAUCCUUACUUGCAGCUGAGAUCUUGACUGAAUGGAUCAUUUGCAUUAUAGACUAAAUUUUGAUUUAGACAAAAAUUUCAUCACAGCUUGAAAAGAGCAUCACAAAAUUAGUAAUAUUCCAAAGUUUCGUUGCGAAACGUUGUAAAAUGCGGAUAAUAUAGCCAUGCGAAAUUUGCCGUUUUUCUGUCAUUUUGUAUUACACACGGGAAAUUGACAGCCCAAUCGGGUGUUGGGGCAUCAAUUUUCCGUUUGUAAUACAAAAUGACUGAAAAUUGCAAAUUUUGCAAGGCUAUAUUAUCCGCAUUUUACAACAUUUCGCAACGAAACUUUGGAAUAUUACUAAUUUUGUGAUGCUCUUUCAAGCUGUGAUGAAAUUUUUGUCUAGAUCAAAAUUUAGUCUAUAAUGCAAAUGGUCCAUUGGAAGAACGCAUGAUCGAGACGAGGGCGAACUGGGGGCUCCUCUGGCUAUCACUGCAUGACUCAUGUUAGACUUGACUUCUCUAAUUUGACCUCGUUACAAGAAUUAUCGCAAGCAAACGACAAAGGUACUGUUUUCCCCUCCCCUCUCUUCUCCUCCUCCUAAUCCCCUCAAAAAAGAGAACGUAUUUUGCGGGGAUCUGUAGGUCACGAUUGAAGGGUUAGUUUGAGAUUUAUCCAAACCCAACCUGUUAACAUUCCCUGUGUGAGAAAAAUGGAGUAUCUAGAUAAACCCACGACUUUUGGGAAGGGAUUAUUCCGCUGGCCUCAGAGUGACAAAACGUAACAAAGCAACAAUUUUACUAACACUAACCCUACUCCAAACACCAAUUCUAACCCUAACCCUAACCUAACCCUACUCCAAAUUUGUUUCUGAACCAAUCUUGAAGAAAAAAGUUUUGAUGAAAUGUCAUUCUGAGGUCAGCGAAAUAGUUGAUGCCCGACUUUUGGCGUUCAUUGACUUUAAUAACUUAAAGGUGAUCUACAGUCCGUAUGUAAACAAAGCCUUUGUUUACAUUUUUGUGUCCAAAAUAUUGAGCUUUAUUCGACAACUAUUUAUAUUUUCAAGCUUCUAGAGUAUAAUAAAUGAUCAAGAAGCAACAAUCAGGCUUUUCAAGAACUCAAAACAUAGUUAAACUGUUUGUAUCAUAAAAAGUGGGCUCAUUUGUGCACAUGCGCAGAUCGGACUGUAGAUCACCUUUAAUUUACGAUCUCAGAGGUGAAAUGUGCUCGCUCAUACGAGUGCGUCACGGGGCAUAUAUGUAAAUAAUAUAUAGAUAGCCAAUUCAUGAAAUUACGCCAUCCAGCAAGUUUCUCCAAUAAAAACCCCAGAUGGCAUUUAGCAACUGUUGGUUACCUUUUACAAAGGAUUGCCGUUAACCUUGAUACAUCAAUAAACUUUCCAAAAUUCAUGUCAGUCUUGUCGACUUUCAUUUUAGUUCCAGAACUAACCCUGGAACACAUUAACAAACAACGAGUGCAACUCAGACCUAAACGUCGUCCUCCAUCCAGAGACUUCGUAAGGUCUCGGGCUAGUAUGAACUUUGAUUUCGAUGUGCCUGAAGAAAUUGAGGAGGAAGAUGAAGAUAGCGGGCAGAAUGAGGCUACGGAAGAUGAGCAGAAGGUGAAACCAACGCCUCCCAUCCCUGCCCCCAAGCCAGCAGAGCGGAACGGAUGGAAACUACCAAAUCCUGGACAUGACGUUGUCCUGAGGAAAACGAAAUCAGAAAAUGUCGAGCGAGUAAAAUCAGACGAAGUUCAAGAAGCAGAAAUUGAAGAGAAUACAAAUGACUUUACUCCACAAUCAUCCCCAGAAAAGAAACAGAAAGAACGAAAAAGAUUUAAAAUGCAUUUAUUCAAAUUUCGUCGAAGCCGCAAAGGCAAACUAAACGGGAAAACUCCAAAAAUGGAAACCGAAAGAAAAACAAACUUAACCGAAACUUAUUCCAUGUCGGUAGAUUCCGGCCUACGACCGCUAGGCGAAGAUUCACGAGGACGCUGGCCGAAUCGACGUUCGCGCAGGUCGGAGGAGAAAGGGCUGAAUUGGCUUUUGGGAAUUUUCCAUAAAAAGAAUACUCAACAGGGCCCUAAGGACACGAAGGAUGCCGAACAUAUUCCGGAUGAUACCGAGGACGUAGCGAAGGAUGCCCAAGAUGCAUCGCAAGUACACGCCACUGGUAACCAUAGUGAUACAAAUUCGAAUGGGAAACCGGAAGUAAAUGGGACUGUACCGGAAGUAAAGUUAAGGAACGAUCAUACGUCACAUGAAGACGACGUGAAUCAAGACAACGUGUCAGACUUAAGACUGAAAUUUGAAAGAUUUUCAAUGGUCUCCUAACAUAAAGAUUAAAUUACCGUUUGGGAAAUUUAGCGUCAUUAUGAGGCCAAUUGUCCUGCGAGAUUUUCCAUGCGCUCAAAGGCGGUAACACGUUGUAAAAGUGACGAUAACACGUUGUAAAAAGUUUAAAUGAAAUUAUCAAAACCAAGGAUAUACGAUAACAGAGUUAAUCUCUUGCAAUCAAUUAUUGUACUAAUUUUUUUUAAAGCUCAGCUUAAAUUCAUAUCAACCAAUUGUUCACAAUGUGCAGUGGAUUACAAAAGCUACCAGAUACAUUAAUAGAUCAAUUAUUUUCCUAUCUUACAAGAACUAUUAAAUUCAUAACACAAACUUGCGCAAUUGGUUCAAUUGAAUGCACAUAUAAAUAUAAAACUUUGAUUGCUCUGUCGAAACUUGGUCCUAGCUAAUACGGUAUUGUUUCUAGAACAAAAUAUGAAUAUUCUCCGUUGUAAACGGAGAUCUAACAAAUGUAUAAACUAUUAUCUCUAAGAUGAAAUAUAUUAUGUCGUCAAUACAUACCAACUGAAUAUUAGCGAUAUUGUCUUACUGUUUUUCCUCCAAUUUUGUUGACGAAGAUCCAAACACAACAUUUACUAAGCUCUGAAUAAUAUCAUCCUCCUUAUUAGAAAUUUGAUUUCCU
Molecule: messenger RNA, 7366 nt
Organism: Paramuricea clavata
Lineage: Eukaryota; Metazoa; Cnidaria; Anthozoa; Malacalcyonacea; Plexauridae
Source: the annotation of a GenBank genome assembly